AUGGCAACAACAACUGAUAAAGCUCAUUGUAUUACAUGUGGAAAAGAAAAAACUUCAUAUAAAUGUGAAGAUUGUUCACAACAUUUUUGUGCUAAUCAUUUGGCAGAACAUCAACAAACACUUAGAAAACAAUUAGAUGAAGUAGAAGAUAGACAAAAUCUUUUUAAAGAGGCAUUUAAUCAAGAAAAAAUGAAUCCACAAAAGCAUUCAUUAAUGCAAUUAGUUAAUAAAUGGGAACAACAGUCAAUUAAAACAAUUCAGCAAACAGCAGAAGAAGCUAGACAAUUGUUAAUUCAACACACUACUGAAUAUAUUAAUCAAACGGAAGUUAAGUUAACCAAAUUCACUAAACAAUUGAGACAAAUUCGAGAAGAAAACAAUGUUCAUGAAAACAUUGUGAAUCAGUUUAAACAAAAAAUAAAAGAACUAGAAGUUGAGUUUGAUAGAUUGUCAAAUAUCUCAAUUCAAGAAGAUUCUUCAUUAUUUAUUCCUAAAAUAUCUGUCGUUAUUUCUUCAGCAUCAUUAUCUAUUUCAAAUGUUCCUUCGGAUGCAAAAUGGCAACAAAAUGGUAUUAUUGUUGCUGGAGGAAUUGGAGUUGGUAAUGGAUUAAAUCAACUCUCUAAUCCAUAUGGUGUUUAUGUCGAUGAUGAUGAUCAAACUAUCUAUGUGGCUGAGUAUGCAAAUCAUCGUAUUGUUGAAUGGAAAAAAGGAGCGAAAAAUGGUCAGGUCGUUGCUGGUGGAAAUGGUCCUGGAAAUCAAAAUAAUCAAUUGAAUCGACCAAGAAAUGUCAUUGUUGAUAAAAAGAAUGAUUGUUUC
Molecule: messenger RNA, 816 nt
Organism: Adineta steineri
Lineage: Eukaryota; Metazoa; Rotifera; Eurotatoria; Adinetida; Adinetidae
Source: the annotation of a GenBank genome assembly